Adelges cooleyi (spruce gall adelgid) is the source of this 1148-nucleotide messenger RNA. RefSeq lists its product as uncharacterized. The transcript is spliced from 5 exons. The record is from RefSeq and is a predicted model, not a curated record. The coding region runs from base 49 to 834 and encodes 261 amino acids. Lineage: Eukaryota; Metazoa; Arthropoda; Insecta; Hemiptera; Adelgidae.
CUGUUUGGUGUCUAUUAAUCACAUCGUGUUUGUAUCAGUCUUGGUAAAAUGCUGUCUCGAAAAGAAGAACUGUUUGUGAAGCCUUUCCAACAGAGAUUGUACCAUCAGCAUAAAUCCAAACUCAAGUCGGCCACGGCUCGAGUGGACAACACUCCGCCCCAAGAAUGGAGUCACAUUGUGAGGAAAAAGAAAAAAUUUCAAAAGGAAAAAGAGAGAUGCACUCAGAUAUUGAUUAACAACAGUAUACUGUGGCAGCACUUGAACAACAUAAUGAGCACUAGCAGAGUGGACAACCGCUGGGAUGGCGAACAGCCCAAAUAUUGUCAUCGAGUCAAAUUGUUUAUAAACCGCAGCGACAAAUUGACGGUACGCGUCGAAGACCAGACAUCCGCCGACGCAUUUCCUUUAGAAGGAAAGAAAAAGAAAUGUAGUGCUUGCAAUCCUUAUUUCCUUCCGUGCAAGACCGAAGUGCCAGAAGAGCGGAUCCCGUGGGAACCGGCCAAAAAGAAAUUAUCGAAAAAACUCCAAAGCCUUUCCAUUCAAAACGAACCUGCGACCGCAAACAAGCAAAACGUUUUGUCGGAUUUGCCAAAACCGAAAACGAAGCGUGCGGUCGACACAAAGCUACAACAGGACAGGCGAAUCAAUUAUGUUAAAAACAACUUAACCGUGGAAACCGACAACUAUGUGAACUACAUUGAGAUCGAAGAAGGCACUUUGGACGUAGUGAUCAAGUACCCGUCCAGCAGCAAAGUCACCGUCAACGAUGGGAUCAAAAAACGAAUUUUGCCGCCAAACGACACCAACAACAGUUGUCAAUGCAAACGUUGUUGACGCAGCGCUGUUAUUCAUAAUAAUUAUUAAUUAUUUAAAAUAUAGACAAAUUAGGUAUUACAAUAGAGUAGAGCACGGAUUAAACUGCACUACAAAAAACACUUAUAAAAUGAUAAAUUUAGACAACUUUAAGAUUGGACAACUUUUUGCAAAAAAUGCCCUAAAACCUUUGUACAGGGUGUCCCACAAAGAUUUGACAAAUUAAAUAACUUUUGUUCUAGUGAAUGUUUUUAAGAUUUUUUUUUUAAAUUUAAUUUAUACUCAUUUGCGCUAUAAACACCGCGGUUUAAGGGUGGGAUUGCACGCGGUAUAUU